AUGUUUUCCCCCCUCCUCCUCCUAACCCUCACCCUCAGCGCCUUCGCUACAUCCCCUCCCUCCCUCAACACAACCUCACUCUCCCAGCAGCAUCCCUCCCGCGUCGCACCGCGCUUCAUCUCAGGCGGUUUCUACGACAAGUGCAAAGAUGUGCGCUUCUACCUCGCAAAAGCAGACGACACACAUCCCCGCAAGAACAGCUUCACCGGGUACAAGUCUUCGCCGUGGCUUGUCGCCAAAUGUCCUGAUAAGAACGGCAAGUAUCUCUGUACGUGGUUGGCGCUGAGUAAGUGCUUGCUUAAUUCGGAGGGAGAGCUGUAUCGUGGUGCCAAUGGGAAUUUUCACGGGUCGUGUACGGCGUGUAAGUUGACGGGAAGUAACUUCAACUGCGGGUGCUGGAGUGGUUUGAAGAAGGGCAAGAAUGAUUUCGGGAACCGAUUUCAUCGAACGAGCAUUGACUUGAAUGUUGCUGUUGGCGCUGUUGAUGGGUAUUUGACCUGUCAUGGGAAUUGGGGAAUCCUCGAUUAUUGCAGUGGAAGGCCAUCGCAUGAUCCCUUUCUCGAUUCGAAGUGA
Molecule: messenger RNA, 573 nt
Organism: Fusarium fujikuroi IMI 58289
Lineage: Eukaryota; Fungi; Ascomycota; Sordariomycetes; Hypocreales; Nectriaceae
Exons: 3
Coding region: 1-573 (190 amino acids)
Source: RefSeq, a predicted model, not a curated record